Molecule: messenger RNA, 963 nt
Organism: Zingiber officinale
Lineage: Eukaryota; Viridiplantae; Streptophyta; Magnoliopsida; Zingiberales; Zingiberaceae
Source: the annotation of a RefSeq genome assembly
AUGCAAAAUAAAAAUGCUUUUUCUUGGGUAAAGGAAGGGAUGACUCGAUCCAUUUCUGUAUCGAUCAUGAUAUAUGUAAUAACUCGGUCAUCCAUUUCAAAUGCAUAUCCCGUUUUUGCGCAGCAGGGUUAUGAAAACCCGCGAGAAGCAACGGGACGAAUUGUAUGUGCCAAUUGUCAUUUAGCUAAUAAACCCGUGGAUAUUGAAGUUCCGCAAGCUGUGCUUCCUGAUACUGUAUUUGAAGCAGUUGUCCGAAUUCCUUAUGAUAAGCAACUGAAACAAGUUCUUGCUAAUGGUAAAAAGGGAGGUUUGAAUGUAGGGGCUGUUCUCAUUUUACCCGACGGAUUCGAAUUAGCCCCCCCUGAUCGUAUUUCUCCCGAAUUGAAAGAAAAGAUUGGAAAUUUGUCUUUUCAGAGUUAUCGUCCUAAUAAAAGAAAUAUUAUUGUGAUAGGUCCUGUUCCUGGUCAGAAAUAUAGUGAAAUCAUCUUUCCCAUUCUUUCCCCCGACCCUGCUACGAAGAAAGAUGUUCACUUCUUAAAAUAUCCCAUAUAUAUAGGUGGGAACAGAGGAAGGGGUCAGAUUUAUCCUGAUGGUAGCAAAAGUAACAAUACAGUCUAUAAUGCUACAUCAGCAGGUGUAGUAAGUAGAAUAGUACGUAAAGAAAAGGGUGGAUAUGAAAUAACCGUUGUUGAUCCAUCGGAUGGACAUCAAGUAGUUGAUAUUGUACCUCCAGGACCAGAACUUCUUGUUUCAGAGGGUGAAUCCAUCAAGCUUGAUCAACCAUUAACAAGCAAUCCCAAUGUGGGAGGCUUUGGUCAGGGAGAUGCAGAAGUAGUGCUUCAAGACCCAUUACGGGUCCAAGGUCUUUUAUUCUUUUUUGCAUUUGUUAUUUUGGCACAAGUUUUUUUGGUUCUUAAAAAGAAACAGUUUGAAAAGGUUCAAUUAUACGAAAUGAAUUUCUAG